UCACGCCUCAUCCGCACUGAAUGUCAUGGCACCUGUGUUUGGGGGGCUUCUGUUGCUGAGCGUCCUGGGUGUGUCCUGGGCCCAGCGUCAGGUCAUCAUCCAGCAGGGGCCCCUGUACCGUACCGUGGGCUCUCACAUCACUCUCUGGUGCAAGGUGCGGGGCUACCAGGGCCCAUCCGAGCAGAACUUCCUCUACUCCAUCUACCUGCCGUCCGCCCCUGACAGAGAGGUGCAGGUGGUGGCCACCGGCGACCCCGCCUUCUCCUACGCCAUCUACAGCCAGCGGGUACGUAGCGGGGACAUAUCUGUGGAGAGAGUGUCCGGCGACCACACGCUGCUGCACAUCCGCCAGCUGGAGGAACGGGACGCCGGAGAGUACGAAUGUCACACGCCCAACACUGACCCCACCUACCACGGCAGCUACAGCGCCAAGAUGAACCUGAAUGUCCUGCCGGACACUCUGAAGGUCACAAUGGUCCACCAGACCCUGGAGAAGAUGGAGGGAGCCUCUUUGGAACUCACCUGUCAGGUAUCUAAGGCCUCCACCCAGCACACCCAUGUCUCAGUCACCUGGCUCCUCACCACUGACCAGGACUCUGAGAUCCUGUCCCUAUCCCGGGACUUUGUUCUGCUUCCCGGAGCGGGCUACCUGGAGAGAUUCACCUCAGGAGAUAUCCGGAUGGACAAGCUGGGUGAUGCCACCUACACACUGACCAUCCGAGCACUCCGCUUGUCAGACCAGGGGGAGAUCUACUGCCAGGGAUCUGAGUGGAUUCAGGAUCCUGAUGGAACAUGGACAAAAAUCACAGAGAAGCAGUCAGAGAAAGUCAGUGUGAGGGUGUCAGCUGUGGGGGGUGGAGGAUUUGAUGUAGGGAUCCGAGCUACAGGCGGUACUCUCAGUGCUGGGAGUCCUCUGGAGGUCACCUGCUCUGUUACCCACCUGAGUCCCGACCCGCGCCGCUUCCACGUCUCCUGGCUGCUCAAUAAUGAGGUGGCUGCGAGCUGGGAGCCGUCUGGCAUCACCCAGUACAUGAAGCUGUACAGCGCCCGGGCGGCACGGUGGCAGCUGUCAGUGGGUCGGAGAGACCAGCACACCUGGACCCUAAGGAUCAACUGGGCACACGCCGAGGACGGGGGCUCAUACAUGUGUGUGGUUACUGAGGAGGGGUCCGACAGGAAGCAGAACUCCAACCUCCUAUCUGUGACUGUGGAACCCACCGGUAACCGCGGCCGGAGGGUCAUACUCAGCACUGAUGUAUCAGCGGUCUAUGAAGGGAAAUCGGUGAAGUACCAGUGUGCGGUGCCCGGACCCCCCGUGGCGAUGUCUGUGGGCUGGUAUAGGAUGGGGUCAGCGGCACAGCCGGUGGAGGUGGCAUCACUACAGGCUGAUGGAGAGCUGCGGGUGGGAGAGGAUUAUGUCCAGAGGUACCAGAGAGGCCACCUAGCGGCGCAGAAAGUCACCCCGGGGCUCUACGUCCUGAGAUUGGACAGAGUAACGCAAAGCGAUGGCGGAGAAUUCAUCUGCAGCGUGACAGAAAGGAUACAGGAACGGGAGGACGUGUGGGAGAAUGUGACCACGGAAAGUAAUGUCAUACACAUCACCGUCACACCCCUAGACGGCUCUUUCAGCGCCACGCUGAUGACGAGGAACGCGCGGGUAACCUCCGGUGAUAACGCCACGCUAUUCUGCAGGGUGACGGCACAGUACAGCCUGCUGGAUAAAUUCCUGCUCUGGUCCUGGGACUUUCAGCCCAGCUCCAACCCGCAGGGGCCCUUUCAGAGCGUGGUCGCCACGUCCAGGAGCGACCUGUCCUGGGGAAAUUCAUCCUCAGGCUUCCGAGGAAAAGCGCAGCUCUCCGUAGAGGGGCACACCGCCACGUUGACAAUUUUCCGGGUCCAGCAGGAGCAGGGGGGAUCAUACGUGUGCAGAGUCGGGGUGCUGGAUCCAGAUGUGAACACGAGGACACCGUCAGUCCCCUCCAACGUCAUGGCCGUAAGCGUCCAGUUACCACCCAGCCGUCUUCUGAUGGACACCACCGCCCGGCUGCUGUCAGUGACCAGUGUGCAAGAUGAGGCCGCUGUGACUUGUGACAUCAAAGCCCGGACCCCUGGUACUGCCCUGAGUGUGGCGUGGCACUUCCUCCCACCCACGGCCACCUCUCCAGUGGAAAUCCUGGCGUUCAGCCAAGAGGGGGUGAUUUCUCCCAACCCGUCGUUCUCCGGACCAAGGUCCAGGUUCCUCAGUGAGCGAGUCUCUGCGGACGUCGUCACCCUGCGGAUCCUGAGACCGGGCUCCGGGCAGAUGGGGUCCUACUACUGUUCAGUACAGGAGUGGCUGCAGAAGGAGAGCGGGGCCUGGACCAGACUGGGGAAAGAGAAGACCUCCGGGGCCACACACACAGCCUUCAGUGCUUCAGAUACCACCCUGAAUGUUCCUAAGGAGAAUGUGAGCUCUGAGGUUCCGGAAGGCGGCGACGUUGUGCUGACUUGCCCCUUGGGGGUGGCUCUCAGCUCUGCCUCCCUCCACUCCGUAUCCUGGUAUUAUCAGAGGCCUGGCCUCUACUCCUCCACCCUCCUAUACCGAGCAGACCGGGAAGGGGUCACUGAGUACGAGGAGUCACUAGCCAAGCGCUUGCAAUUCGUGGCCACAAGCCGGGGGAAUUACAGCCUGAUCCUGCGGAACGUGGGGCAGGAAGAGGCAGGAACAUACUACUGCCAGGCGGAGGAGUGGAGGCUGCAGGAGGAGAGAUGGAAGAUGGAGGCCACUGAUACGUCAGGUUACCUACAGCUCAGAAUCACCAGGCUAGGAGACCAUCUGAGCGUGAACCACACUAAUGUAACCCUUCUGGUGCCAGAGAAGUCCAUCCUCACCUUGCCCUGCCAGGUACUGUCCGUGUCCACACCCAGCUCUGCCCUCUCCGUCACCUGGUGGAGGAUCCUGGGACCUGGGACCCCGGAGCAGCUGCUGUUCAAUGCCAGUCACACCGGUCUGUAUCACUAUCCCAGCGAUGAUGGGAUAGGCAGCCGCCUCCAGUAUGAGAGGGCAUCAGAGGGCACAGGGACCCUGAGGAUCCUCAGCAUCCAGGAGGAAGAUGCCGGAGUCUAUUACUGCUGGGUCCAAGAGUGGGUGCUGAUCCCCCGAGGGGCCUGGAGCCUAAUGGGAGAGCACAGAUCUGGGGACGCCACCAUCACUGUCCAGCCUGAAGGUGUCCACUCACAGGUCUGCUCUUCCCCGCUUCUCUUCUCCUUUCUUGCCGUGUUCCCAUUUCUCUUCAUAUUACUGGUGAUACUGCUGGCAUGGAGAUACCUAAAAAGAAGGAAAAACAAAACUGGAAAUUCCAAUCCCAAGAGCCGAGGACACCUCUUAUCUCCUGUGACAGUGUGUGAGAGGAACGGUGGUGGUGGGACAGAGGAGGCGGAAUGAACUCUGGUUCCUCUCAGUAACGUUCUGAAGAUAUAUUGAAGCCCUUAUAAUGUGUGUAUAUAUAUAUGCCCCGAGCCAGCAGCUGAGGGGUCCAGGCCUCGUAUUCUGAGGGUCUCUGACCAGUCCAUAAUAUCCACACUCUCUACAGGCUGAGAUGACGUAUAACUAAUAUCUCAAUAUAAUAUAAUAUUAUCAGACCAAACACAGACUGAAAUUGGUGUAUAAAUACUAAAUGGCCAUGUAUGUGAUACGGUAUAGGUGAAGGAAUGUAAUGUAACUGUAUGCAGGAGACAAAGGAUGUAAGAGGAAAGCUCAUGAUGGAGCAAUGUAACAAG
Pseudophryne corroboree (corroboree frog) is the source of this 3759-nucleotide messenger RNA. RefSeq names its product immunoglobulin superfamily member 3-like. NCBI's taxonomy places the organism in Eukaryota, Metazoa, Chordata, Amphibia, Anura, Myobatrachidae. The record is from RefSeq and is a predicted model, not a curated record. The coding region runs from base 26 to 3424 and encodes 1132 amino acids. The transcript is spliced from 10 exons. Gene Ontology annotation, cellular component: membrane.